Manis pentadactyla (Chinese pangolin) is the source of this 1760-nucleotide messenger RNA. RefSeq names its product oxysterol-binding protein-related protein 1-like. The record is from RefSeq and is a predicted model, not a curated record. Lineage: Eukaryota; Metazoa; Chordata; Mammalia; Pholidota; Manidae. Gene Ontology annotation, cellular component: cytosol; membrane; intracellular membrane-bounded organelle. Gene Ontology annotation, molecular function: cholesterol binding.
UACCUCAUGUGAGGAAUUUUAAGUUGGAACAGGAGCAGGAAAAAAAACAAAUUUUAUCAGAAACCCUGGAGACUCUGGCUGCUGAGCAUCAUGAAUUAGAGCAGCCUCUGGUUACAGGCUCACCAGUCCUCAGCAACCUUAGUGAAGACGAGUUCUAUGAUGCACUGUCAGAUUCCGAGUCUGGACAUUCCCUGAGUAGAUUGGAAGCAGUGACAACACACUCCUUUGAAGAGGAAGGACGGCGUUGGGACAGGAUGUCCGAAGGAAAAGAUUGUGGCGGAGGACAUGCUCUCUCCAAUGGCAUCAAAAAACACAGAACAAGCUUGCCCUCCCCUAUGUUUUCCAGAAAUGACUUCAGUAUCUGGAGCAUCCUCAGAAAAUGCAUUGGAAUGGAACUAUCCAAGAUCACCAUGCCAGUUAUAUUUAAUGAGCCUUUGAGCUUCCUACAGAGACUCACUGAAUAUAUGGAGCACACAUACCUCAUCCACAAGGCCAGUUCACUUUCUGAUUCUGUGGAAAGGAUGCAGUGCGUGGCAGCUUUUGCUGUAUCUGCUGUUGCUUCUCAGUGUGAACGAACCGGAAAGCCUUUCAACCUGCUUCUGGGAGAGACUUACGAGUUAGUUCGUGAUGACCUUGGUUUCAGACUCAUCUCCGAGCUGGUCAGCCAUCACCCACCCAUUAGCGCAUUUCAUGCUGAGGGAUUAAACAAUGAUUUCAUCUUUCAUGGUUCAAUCUAUCCCAAGCUGAAGUUCUGGGGGAUGAGUGUGGAAGCAGAACCCAAAGGAACCAUCACCUUGGAGCUCCUCGAACACAGUGAAGCAUAUACGUGGACAAAUCCUACCUGCUGUGUACAUAAUAUCAUUGUGGGUAAACUGUGGAUUGAGCAGUAUGGCAACGUGGAAAUCACAAACCACAAGACUGGAGACAAAUGCGUGUUGAAUUUUAAGCCGUGUGGCCUUUUUGGUAAAGAACUACACAAAGUUGAAGGCUACAUUCAAGAUAAAAACAAAAAGAAGCUCUGUGCGCUCUAUGGGAAGUGGACUGAGUGUCUAUACAGUGUUGACCCCGCCACGUUUGAUGCUUACAAAAAAAACGAUAAGAAAAAUACGGACGAGAAAAAGAACAGCAAACAGAUGAGGGCCUCUGAGGAGGUGGACGAGAUGCCGAUGCCAGAUUCUGAGAGUGCACUUGUUACCCCCGGGUGUGCUCUCCUGGGGCGAAUAGCCCCACAGCCUCCCAAUUCUGCCCAGAUGUAUAAUUUUACUAGCUUUUCAAUGGUUUUGAAUGAAAUGGACAAGGAUAUGGAGAGUGUGAUUCCUAAGACAGACUGCAGGUUACGGCCUGAUAUCAGAUACAUGGAAAAUGGAGAAAUAGAUCGAGCUAGUGAAGAAAAAAAACGACUUGAGGAAAAACAAAGAGCAGCCCGCAAAAACGGGUCCAAGUCCGAAGAGGACUGGCAGACAAGGUGGUUCAAUCAAGGUCCUAAUCCUUACAACGGAGCACAGGACUGGCUUUACUCUGGCAGCUCCUGGGACAGAAACUACUUCAAUUUGCCUGACAUUUAUUUUUUAAAAAAUGCAGAAGAAUCAGGGCAUUUGGCUAAUCUACAAAUAAGUCUUAAACUUAUGUUUUUAAAUUCCUCUCCUUGGUUUCUACUCAUCUUUUUAAAAAAGAAAAAAAACCUGCUCAUGAGAUAACUCGCAUUUCAUCCAACAAAAAUAGAGUGUAAGGUGGUAUUAGUGAUGAAAGUCUUAGAAAAA